CCUGGAGCGCGCGGGCGAGGCGGGCGCAGCGCACCGGGGCUCUCGUGGGCGCACUGCUGCGCGCUCGCACCGCGCGGCUCUCGGUGGCCGGCCUCCGCCUGAGCGCAGGGCUCCCCGGCUAAGAGCCGCUGCGGCUUCCGAUCGCGACCCAGCUCCCUGCCACUUGGCCCAUCCCGGCCACGUCGUUUUGGCCAUGGCUCUGGCGGACAGCACCCGAGGAUUACCCAACGGGGGCGGAGGCGGAGGUGGUAGCGGCUCGUCGUCGUCCUCGGCGGAGCCGCCGCUCUUCCCGGACAUCGUGGAGCUGAACGUGGGAGGGCAGGUGUAUGUGACCCGGCGCUGCACCGUGGUGUCCGUGCCCGACUCGCUGCUCUGGCGGAUGUUCACGCAGCAGCAGCCGCAGGAGCUGGCCCGGGACAGCAAAGGCCGCUUCUUUCUGGACCGGGACGGCUUCCUCUUCCGCUACAUCCUGGAUUACCUGCGGGACUUGCAGCUCGUGCUGCCCGACUACUUCCCGGAGCGCAGCCGGCUGCAGCGCGAGGCCGAGUACUUCGAGCUGCCGGAGCUCGUGCGUCGCCUCGGGGCGCCCCAGCAACCCGGCCCGGGGCCACCGCCGCCGCACUCGCGCCGCGGGGUGCAUAAGGAGGGCUCGCUGGGCGACGAGCUGAUGCCGCUGGGCUACCCCGAGCCCGAGCCGCAGGAGGGCGCCUCGGCUGGGGCGCCGUCGCCCACGCUGGAUCUGGCUAGCCGCAGCCCGUCCGGGGGCGCGGCGGGUCCCCUGCUCACACCGUCCCAGUCUUUGGACGGCAGCCGGCGCUCCGGCUACAUCACCAUCGGCUACCGCGGCUCCUACACCAUCGGGCGCGACGCGCAGGCGGACGCCAAGUUCCGGCGGGUGGCGCGCAUCACCGUGUGCGGCAAGACAUCGCUGGCCAAGGAGGUGUUUGGGGACACCCUGAAUGAGAGUCGGGACCCCGAUCGGCCCCCGGAGCGCUACACCUCGCGCUAUUACCUCAAGUUCAACUUCCUAGAGCAGGCCUUCGAUAAGCUGUCCGAGUCGGGCUUCCACAUGGUGGCGUGCAGCUCCACGGGCACCUGCGCCUUUGCUAGCAGCACCGACCAGAGCGAGGACAAGAUCUGGACCAGCUACACCGAGUACGUCUUCUGCAGGGAGUGAGCUCCCCACGCCCCCUCGCCACUCUGGCGCCCACUUCCCUUCCUCCCCGCGGGUGACAGGAUUAUAGAUGCCCUUGCUUCUUCCCUGUCUCUAGAUUCCUUCUGCCCUCGCCCCUACCCCUGUCCCCCAAUCCCCCAGUAGCUCACCCAAGUCCCGUCUGCUCCCCACUUGAGAAUCUGCAGCCACAAAUCCUUCGGGCUUCUUUGGACCCCAUUAACCGAGAGAGUGCUCAGGUGUAGCUCAUGCUUCCUCUACUCCUGGCCUCCAACCACCCUUCCCCCAGAUUGUCGUGAUCUAGUGGGACAGUGCAGGCGCAGUCACCAAGUACCCGGGAAUGACUGAACUGUUCAGAACCCGAUAGCACGGUGUCCAGCGUGCAGGGCGGAAGAGUCCUUGACAUCUUAAACCCUUUGACUCCAUAGCGGCUUCAGAGACAGAACUGAGAGCGCUCUGUGGAGACAGUGUUUUCAAAGAUUGUUGCAGACUUGAUCCUCAUUAGAAAGAUAAAGUUCUAGACAACCGAAUGGAAGGAAGACCGUAUGCUGGAAUUAAGACCCCAUGGAGGCAGUUCAGAGACUGUAAAUAAAGUGAUUUUUUUUUUUAAGUUACAGGUAGAAGUAAAUUCUAGUACUGGUAACAGGAGAGAGUUCUAUUUACUCCCGGCACAAUACAUCUCCUGUGGCUUAAAAUUGUAGAAAGCAAUCCUCCUGCCUGCGGAGGCGCCCUUUCUCUUCAGCUGGUUUGCCUGAAGCUUUAGGUUUUGUUGGUUAAGGCUCCUUCUGGCGAGGAGCAGGCAGGGAGAAGGAGAUGAGAAGUCAGCCCUUACUUAGGUCUAGGACUGUGGGAGGGUUGGGGAGGGAGGAAAGAGGGGAGGAAGGGCGGGAGGGAGGAGGGGACAUACUCAUUUAUUAUUUGAAAGUUGGAAGUUUGUAUAAUCCAUUUGAGUACGUGCACAUUUUUAAAAAAAUAUGAAACAGUACGUGUAAACUUAGAUUUUAUCAAGAUUAUUAAAGACCCAUCUUCAGCUGGAAGUCCUAAACUUAGUUGCUAAUACUUGUAUAACCUAACCAAAGAGUUACGUAGUAGAGUUUUAGUGAUUUGAACAUUUAUUUUCUUGUUGAUUGUAUUUCUUCAUUUAUAGCCUAUUUACUUAAGCAAAAUAAGUUUGAUUUUAGUUACUUAAGAUCUCUUAGUAGUAGUAGUAUUUUUAAAUUGCUGUUUUCUGCAAGCCCAGCAAGUGUGGACUGCUGAGCAGUUUUGAAAAAAAAAAAAAAACGGAACAAUGCUUUCUUUCAUGUGUUUGCCGUUGCGGUGGAAUCUGCUCAAGUGACAGAGCUGAAGAUAAACUAAGCACCGGGAGCUGCCCAUCUGUAGAUAGCUGUGAAGUGGGAUGUUUUUAAAUGAAGGCAAACAAAUACUUGAGUGUGAGCUGAGCAAUAACACGGUGUUUUAGGUGAAUGCAACAGAAACAGGAGACCUGGUUGCCUUAUGCCUUUACUCUCAUGUAGCAUGAAUCCCCAAUGUGUAUCCUGUGUACACCGCAGCCGAAAGGAGGUGGGUCUGUAUGCUUCCUUCGGAGAGGCAUCCUUUGGAUAAUCUGUGAUUACGGAGAAGCCUUUUUGUGUGUGUGUGUUUGCUUUAUCAUCUUACUCUGAAAUAUGUUUUUAAGGAUUUUGUAAGAGCCAUUUUAAGUGUUUAAAUUAGCGUUAUUUUUUUCCUUCUUUUAAAAAAACAAACCUUGUACUGUAUAUCUCAUUGUGUCCGCGGCAGAUGUUAUGAGUUGGGACAGUUUUAUUGUCAGACUCUUGUGAUUCAAUCUGUACAUACCAUAUAUAAACAUUUUACACGAAUCAUUUAGUUUUUUAAUUCAUCUACUGAUGCUAUAAAGUUUCCUGUAUUUACUCCUGGUAACUUGCGUUUAAUGGUGUAUAUACAAAAGCAACAUGUUUUGGUGAUUUUCUCACAUCCUUGCUCGUGAACUUGGGUCAGGAAAAUAUUCACAACUAGGAGGCUGGGUUUGCUUCAUACACUUUUGCUGGGAUGUUAGUUGUAUACUAAUCAUAUGUCAAUUAGCUAUCUACCUAUAUUCAAGCUGUCCGCAUUUUUAAUCCAAUAAUGUUUUCAUUUUAAUUGGGAGAGAUUUAAGUUCUUUUUGUUACUUUUUUUUUUUUAAAGAAAAGUUAGCUUCAUACACAAAGUCUGCAGUUUUAAAGAAAGGGAAGCAGGGAUUCAGGAAGUUGUGCUUACUUCAGUGUUGAGCUUGUUUUUAGGCAGUAGAUCAGGUAAAGGCUCAGAACUUUUGUUUCAAGCCUAAAAUUACUUAGAACUGUCAAUCACUGGUCAUGCAUGAGUGUCAGACUUCUCCAUGCCAUGAAACAAUGUUAGACUGCCUAAGAAAGAAAUGUACGAUUAAAAACAUCCUUAGGACAGAUCAAAAUACACCGACAGAUGGCAAGACGGAAGUUCUGAUUCCUCUUGUUAAAUCUGCCCAACUCUAAGAGCCUUGAGAAACUGCCGAAGCUUUGAAGUUUUGUCUGAACUCCUCUUAUGAACUGUAGCUUGGAAAACCAUUCAGUUGUCUCACUAACACACAGAUAUCUCUGUACCUUCCACCAUACCCUGGCUGGUCUGUUAUUUUAAAGACUGGGACAUUAGUGCUAGGGACAGUACAUGGACCUCUUCCUGGAAGUAACUGUACCCUCUGCUGUUGGGGCCAAUGCAUGGACACUUUGUGCUUUUUAGUCCCAAGUUAAGUCUGGGCAUUCAUCUUAUUCUAUGAUAGGUGUGACUGAGUCAGGAUGACGACAUGGGUACUUGCCUCUCCAUGGGCUCUGGGUUGUAGAAGAAACCUUUAGGGCUUAUAAAAUGUUCUAAAAUAUUGAUCAGCACCCAUGAAUUUGAUGACUGUACCAAGCAGAAUAGAGCUCUCAACAGUAUCUUUGAAAUGACCCACAAGAAUGUUAUAAACUAUUCAGAUAUUCAUGACUGCAUUAAUCUAUCUCAGAGAGGCAAUUAUUUGCAUAUGUUGAUCAAAUUACCAUUUGAUGUUCAUAAAUAAUGGAAUGACAUUAGGUUUAAUAAGUAAUUUUUAAAAAGAAGUGUUGACAGUCAUUGUGGCUGUAAAAAAAAAAAACAAAAACAAAAACAAAAAAAAAACCCAAAAAACCAAAACAGGUACCGGUUCCAUGCUUGUUUAUCAGAUGUUCAACAUGUCUGUUUUUUAAUACACGUGGAUUGCAAACCACAUUCGUUCUAAUUCUUCAAACGUGUAAAGGAAAAUAUUCCUUGAAGGUGUGAGAAAUUUCCCCCUUUUAAUACCGUUUUUAUUCUAGUGUUUCUUAUUUUUUUCCCAAUUGCUAGUAAAGUGAUAAUACUGCCCCAAACUGUCUUCUUGUUCAAAGCAGAAUCAUAGAUCUGUAAGCCUGCUGUUUCUCUGAGGAAAUAGAUGAUGCGAAACACCCAGAGAAAACUGGCAGUGCUUACCACAUGGCCUAAUCUCUAUGGUAGUUUCCAUGGAAUGUUGCUAUCACACUAAAGCCAUGUAUUACGAGGCUUUGAUAUUUUUUUUUAACUCUUCAUAUUAUGGUGAAUUCUAAUCUAGUAUUCAAAUCAUUUUUGUACUCCUAUAUGUAAAAUAAACUAUACAGAUAUUUAGAAAAAUAUUGAGUGAAGGAAGUGAAUUCCUUAAGAAUUUCUGUUACAGUCUAAGUUACAAGUACUAUAAAACUGACAUGUUUUAAAAAUAGUAAAUUGGGUAUUUUUAUUGUAAAACUCAUAGUUAAGACUUUGCUUGCAAUUUUUAUUGUGUUUUUCCUUACUACAAAUCUUUUAAAAUCUGAAUAUUUUGGAAAACUUAGGUCUCUCUCUCAAAUAAUGAAUAAAAUGCAGUGUUCUUAUUCCCUGAAUCUAAAGUACUUGGAAGAAGUUUUCACACACCCGGAAGUAGGUUGUGUUGAAGCUUACUUUUUUGUAUAGUACACAUCUCAAAAUAUUAAUACUGGAGGAUUUAGAUUCUCUCCAGGGCUCAUUAAACAAAGAUGGAAGAAUCCUAGCAGAAGACCUCCACUGGAGUCAGCUGUUAGAUGGUAGGAGGGUUGACCAGUUGACCAAGAAUGCUUGUCACUUUACUUUAUAAUGUUUUUCAAGCCAAUUUUGUUUAUUUAAAAUGUGUUUUGAGGUGUGCUGACAUCAAUUGUAAUGUAAACUGUCUUUGUGACUUGAUAGCCAUGGUAAAACUUUGCUAUAACUGUUGAAUACAAACAACACACACUCAUCCAUUACUACUGGUAGUAUCCAUUUGAUGACAAAGAAUUGAAACACUCAUCAUGGGUAUACAUUUUGAACAUGUAAAUUAAAUUUUCUGGGUAUUUGAAAAAAACUGCCAUUUGUAAUAAUUAUUUGGAUUCUGACGUGUUGAAAACAUUAUUUGCUAAGUGACACAUAUCUUUGAGCUGUUUCUUAAAAUCUAAGGGGACGUGAAAAAACAUCAUAAUAUCACACUUUCCUAAUGAAACAUAAACCCAGGAAGAAGAGCCCCUCUAUAUCAAAAAGGAAACAAAAACACAUGGAUGAAAUCUUUUCAGAGGUGCUCAAACUUUGAAAUUGUCUUCAUCCAUCCAAAUGCUCUGCUUCGUUUCUUCUGUUCACAACCAGUUGUAUAAUGGAAACACUCAAUACUGGUUUCCCUGCUGUGUGUGAAGUAAUGAAUCAUUGAUUAUGUGACUUGUUAUGUAUUCUAUUAAACACUAAAGAAUAAAACAUUCACUCCUUUAA
Arvicanthis niloticus (Nile rat) is the source of this 5950-nucleotide messenger RNA. It is a transcript of the gene Kctd12, whose product is annotated as potassium channel tetramerization domain containing 12. Gene Ontology annotation, biological process: protein homooligomerization; regulation of G protein-coupled receptor signaling pathway. Gene Ontology annotation, cellular component: signaling receptor complex; postsynaptic membrane; presynaptic membrane. The record is from RefSeq and is a predicted model, not a curated record. Gene Ontology annotation, molecular function: protein binding. NCBI's taxonomy places the organism in Eukaryota, Metazoa, Chordata, Mammalia, Rodentia, Muridae.